Molecule: messenger RNA, 1287 nt
Organism: Melampsora larici-populina 98AG31
Lineage: Eukaryota; Fungi; Basidiomycota; Pucciniomycetes; Pucciniales; Melampsoraceae
Exons: 5
Coding region: 1-1287 (428 amino acids)
Source: RefSeq, a predicted model, not a curated record
AUGAAAUCACAUCCCACAUCCGUAGAUAAAGCUCCUUUUACAAAUACAAAUUUUUCGCCACUUGACGCUUCAAAACCCUUGAAUUUUUUACUUUCAAAACAUCAACCAGUUUGUAGGCUCAAUAACUUACAUACCCUAGGCUCGAAUUUUUUAUUUUCAAAACUUCAAAUAGUAGCUGUUGUUCAGGACCAGCACGGUACACCCAGCACAGCCAAAGUCAUCCGGUGUGACCCUAAUCGUCAAGUAGUGCGCACCAUUGAAUCGGGGCAUGUCGUUCUUGUUGACUCCCUUACCGGUGAAUUUAUUGCCUCAAUUUAUACGCUCCAUGAAGAUGACGAUAGCAACAAACACCUCCGAGAGAAAUUUGACUGGGCAGUUCAAAUACUGUAUCAUCACGGCCUUGCGCGUAACAAGUGUGAAGUAAACAAAGCUCAGAAAGCUUUAGGAGAUGCCAAGAGUGGAGAAAUGUAUCCUACUGGCUCUCGUGGUGGUACUGACAAAGGAAAAUCUGGUGGUCCAUAUGUAUUAAAUGCGCAGACUCUAAGCAAACCUCAGCUCAUCAAGCAAGACAUCGAACGUAUGAAACUUAUGCCUUCUGUUGACAAAUUCAUCUCACAACUCUUUGCAUACCUUGUCCUCUCUCAAUUCAAAGCAAACCUGGAGCUUGCGCAACAGUACGGCGUGUCCUGGGCUUCUACAACCUUCUUCAACACCCUGGACAAAUCCAGCUGCGGUUCCAACCUUGUCAUCACUCGAGACGAAUUCGCUAAUGAAUCACAUCAAGACCCUGACGCAUCCGGAUGUGCUAUUGGCCUCUUUUGUCUCAUGGAACGUGACACAGGCAAAGUCAUUCACCCUCAAGAAACCAGUGCACCUCCGCCAUUCCACAUUGAGGAAGCUUACUUUUACCUUGACAACUAUAACACAAGGAUACGUUUGAGCCACCGCGCAAAGGUGAUUGUGUGGAAUACGAAGAUGCACCAUCACAGUUCACUUUCUCAAACGCUUGACUCUUUUGGCAAAGUAGUGUCCCCACGAAAGGCCAACUUGACCAACUUCGGGUCUUCCAUUCAAGUUUCGCAAACCAUUGUUGAUCGAAUUCGUGGGAUGCGUAAGAAGCAAGCGGGUAUGAGUGAGAAGAAAUGGAAUGCUUUCAAGAUCAAGCGUGUCAAUGAUUAUGCAGACGAGAUUAACAAAAGGUUGACUGAUCUCAAGGAAAUCAAAAAGCUUGACCCCCUCAUUGAGGCGCAAAUUAAGGCUAGUCUUGACAGUCUUGGGCGCUUGUAA